AUGAGUAAUGACAUAGGGGAAGAAGCAACUGCACAAGUGCACUCAGGAACGAAUAAUACCGGUAACAGUGAGGUAAAGGAAGGGAGUUGUCCCCCCUCCCACUGUUCUCUUCAACCGCGUGGUGAGAAUUUUAACGAUAAAAUUAAAUUCUCAGGAGAAGGGGAGAAAUCAAAUGUGUUAGUAGAGACAAACGAAAGUCAGGUCACCACGAGCAGCAGUAACAACAACAGCUGCGAAAAUGCCAAUGUGAAUAGGGACACAAAUAGUAGUUCAGAGAAUGUGGGCAACAGGAGUGGAAAUAGUUAUGAUAACAGAGCUCAUGUAGAAAGCGCAUACCGUGCCGUAGCAUGUGAAAGGCGUAAUCAACAGUCGAAUGUCCCUAAUGGGGAUCCAGUUAAUCAUCUAAGCAGUCAUCCCAAUUUAGGUGAACCAAGUGAGAGGGCGGGCGGUGAUGCCACCCUUGCACAGGACCGUCACGGGGGACAAACCCAAGGGGAUAAUCCCCCCCACGCGCAGUACGGUCAUUCAGGAAGUACCAAUAGGAAUCACCAAACGAUGGAUAGCAAUAAAAAUGGUCCCGUCAAUGUUAUAUUUAAUGACACCACCACCAUUGGACAACACGACAGAAGUAGCAUUAGUAGUAACAUUCCCAACGAGGUAUACAUCCAUAGUCAGCCGAAGGAGGGGAAUGUGUACAAGACGAGCACGUGGCAGAGUAAGGAAAGAAGCAGCGUCAAUUAUCCUGCAAAUGAGAACAACGCGGCUACCAUUUCGUGUGGUAAUGACCAGCAACACUCUCCACAGAAUGCUCAGGAGCUAAGUGCAUCCAGCGCAUCUCAAUCGAGGUACGGCAUUCACACGGGUUCUAACCUAGCUAGCUACACUCGAAGUGAGAACAUUUUGCAUGCGACGAAUAACUCCCUGAGUGAUAGAAGUCACGCACAAUGCAACGCUAUGCAAGUUAAUUUGGUGAGAGGCACCCCAAAUGAUAAAACUAGUUUUGAUAGGCCCAAUGAGACGACAUAUCAAAUAUAUGGGAGCCGCCACGGAGGCUCCCUCAAUGCAGCGUCUGCUCGUGCACCUUACCACAGCCUGGGCAUCCAGGGGGAUAGCGGCCACGUUAGUCAGGUGCACGAGGACGCGCGCGGCGCGUGGGGCGGCGGGCCGCACAGUAAUGCUACAUAUAGUAGUGCUGCGUAUAGCAACGCUGCGUACAGCAACUCUGGGUACACUAACGCCCAGUAUAGUAAUACCCCAUAUAGUAACCCUCCGUAUAGUAAUACCCCAUAUAGUAACCCUCCGUAUAGUAAUGCCCCCUAUAGUAACCCUCCGCAGAGCAGCGCGAAGGAGCACUACAGUGUGAACCAAACAGCGUACCAGCAUUGCGCCCUUAACCAACCCAGUGCUAACCGGCCCACCGCUAACCAGCCUGCCGCUAACCAGCCCAGUGCGCAGAACUUUUAUGGAACCCACACAAGCGCUGUUGGCAACGCGUUUGGCAGUACACCAUUCGGGAGUGCGCCAUAUGGAGGAAGUCCUGCCACAACUGCUGACCCAAGCGCGAGUGCAAAACGAGAAGAUAACCAAGAGCGGGGGACGAACAGACAGAAGUACGAACGGACCGAUGAAGAAUCAGUGGAAAGUUCAAGCUCCGAAAAUUCGAGUGAAAACGAAAAUGAGGUAACAGACAAAGGGGAAGAAAUAUACACCCUGUUAAAAAAGACGAUCAACCGUAUAGACAUGAACAAAAUUCCAAGGCCUGUAAUAAACUCCCAAGAGAGAAAAAAAAAAAGAAAUUUAAAAGUAUUCGAGACGUGUAAGUAUAUCUCCCCCCCGUCCUAUUAUCAACCCUACAUAUCGAUUGAUACGGGGAAAGCAGACCCGAGAUUUAUGAAGAGCACGUUGUAUCAGAUUCCGUUAUUCUCAGAGACGUUAAAGCUGUCUCAGAUUCCCUUUGGAAUCAUUGUAAAUCCUUUUGCAUGUCUAAACGAGGGAGAAAAGGUGGACAAAAUCGAUAUGAAAGAUAUCAUUAAUGAUAAAGAAGAAAAUAUAGAAAUUUUGAGAUGUCCCAAAUGUUUAAGUUACUUGCAUGCGACUAUAUUGGAAGAUAUCUCCAGCACAGUACAAUGUGUCUUUUGCGACACGGAUUUUUUGAUCAAUGAAAAUGUACUCUUUGAUAUAUAUCAGUAUAAUGAGAAGAUAGGACAUAGGGAGAGUAAUCACGAUGGGAAUUCUCUUUCCCCUUUGCUAAAGGGCAGUGUCGAUAUUAUCAUCCCCCCCAUUUAUUACCAUCAUGGUAAUAAGCUUAAGUUGACGUAUACCUCCCUGAGUAAAAACAUUAACCAGACGGCGUCCAUGAUUACGAAUAAGAUUAUGUCUCUGACGAAACAUAUUUCUAGUUCGCUAGUUGCGAAUGAUUCCAAAGGGGGUAAUAAGCCGACUACUGGCAGUGCUUUUGGUGACUCGGGGCAGGGAACCUUCUUUGCAGGUGGUGGUUAUACCAAUUAUGGAGGCAUGGGAGGAGACUACAGCGCAUAUGACAGCCAAAGCGGUUACAACAGUCAUAGCGGGGUUAAUAACCGAAUGGGCAACAGCACAGGGAAUCAUCCCUAUGGGAACGACCACACUGUGCAAAAUUUCGACAACGUGACGGACAAUGCCAACCUUACCAUGCAUGAUAUGAAAAAUUUAUUAUGCGAGAAAAGUGGCGAAUCGGAUACUGUCAAAAUGAGAAGAAAUUCGUUGCUGACGAAAUACCCGCAAGUAAAAAAUAUGUUGCCGCCCUACUUUGUCUUCGUCGUGGAGUGCUCUUACAAUGCCAUUUAUAACAACAUAACGUAUACGAUUCUGGAGGGCAUUAGGUACGCCGUGCAGAAUGUGAAGUGUCCGCGGACCAAGAUUGCCAUCAUUACGUUCAACAGUUCGAUUUAUUUUUACCACUGCAAGAGGGGCGAGAAGGAAGGAGGGGCGAACGGCGGCAGCGGUGGCCACAGCAACAGCGGCAACCACCAGGUGAUCGUGAUGAGCGACGUGGAUGACCCGUUUCUGCCCCUUCCGCUGGAGGACCUCUUCUUCGGGUGCGUCGAAGAGAUAGACAAAAUUAACACCCUCAUAGACACGAUCAAAUCGGUGAGCACGACGAUGCAGUCAUACGGGUCCUGCGGAAAUAGCGCACUCAAAGUUGCUAUGGACAUGCUGAAGGAGCGAAAUGGGCUGGGUAGCAUAUGCAUGUUCUACACCACGACCCCCAAUUGCGGAGUAGGCUCCAUUAAAGAACUGAAAAAGGACUUGCAAGAAAACUUUCUGGAGGUAAAACAAAAGAUAUUUUACGAUUCCCUACUGCUGGACUUAUACGCAUACAACAUCAGUGUAGACAUUUUUAUUAUUUCGUCAAAUAAUGUGCGUGUGUGUGUUCCGUCUCUACAAUAUGUGGCGCAAAACACUGGGGGGAAAAUACUUUAUGUAGAAAAUUUUGUAUGGCAGAAGGAUUACAAAGAGAUAUACAUGAGCAUAAUGGACACGCUAACGUCUGAAGACAUUGGCUACUGUUGUGAGUUGAAAUUAAGAUACUCACAACACAUGUCGGUGAAGAAGCUGUUCUGUUGUAACAACAAUUUUAAUUCCAUCAUCAGCGUCGAUACGAUUAGGAUCCCCAAAAUUCGUCAUGACCAGACUUUUGCCUUUUUACUCAACUACUCGGACAUAUCAGAGAGCAAGAAACAAAUUUAUUUCCAGUGCGCUUGUAUGUAUACCAACCUAUAUGGGGAUCGCUUUGUUCGUCUGCACACUACUCACAUGAAUUUGACCUCGUCUCUAAGUACCGUCUUUAGGUACACCGACGCAGAGGCCUUGAUGAGUAUCCUCAUUAAGCAGCUCUGCACCAACAUCCUGCACAAUGAUAAUUACUCCAAGAUUAUCAUCGAUAAUUUGGCGGCUAUUUUGUUUUCCUAUCGCAUAAAUUGUGCCUCGUCCGCCCAUUCGGGCCAGUUGAUCCUCCCGGACACGCUAAAGUUGCUUCCGCUAUUUACCUCCUCUCUUCUAAAACACAAUGUCACGAAGAAGGAAAUCUUACAUGACCUGAAGGUGUACAGCUUGAUAAAGCUCCUUUCCAUGCCGAUUAUAUCUUCCCUGUUGUAUGUAUACCCAGUAACAUAUGUAAUUCACAUAAAGGGGAAAACCAACGAGCUAGAUUCGAUGGAUGUGGACGACGACUUGUUUAUUCCCAAAACGAUACCGUCCAGUGCGGAGAAGAUUUACUCCAAUGGGAUUUACCUGCUCGAUGCGUGCACCCACUUUUACCUUUACUUCGGGUUUCACUCCGACGCAAAUUUCGCCAAGGAGAUUGUUGGAGACACCCCGACCGAGAAAAACGCGCAUGAACUGAACCUUACGGAUACCCACAACGCACAAAAAGUUCAGCGUAUCAUUAGAAACCUGACCAGGAUUCACCACUUCAACAAGUAUGUGCCUCUGGUGAUGGUUGCCCCCAAAUCCAACGAGGAGGAACACCUCAUAUCUUUGUGCGUUGAAGACAAAGCCGACAAGGAAUACAGCUACGUGAACUUCUUAUGUUUUAUUCACAAAUUGGUUCACAAAAGGAUUGAUGAGUCGUAA
Plasmodium inui San Antonio 1 is the source of this 4614-nucleotide messenger RNA. RefSeq lists its product as hypothetical. Gene Ontology annotation, cellular component: COPII vesicle coat; endoplasmic reticulum exit site. Gene Ontology annotation, molecular function: zinc ion binding; SNARE binding. Gene Ontology annotation, biological process: endoplasmic reticulum to Golgi vesicle-mediated transport; COPII-coated vesicle cargo loading; intracellular protein transport. The transcript has 5 exons. The record is from RefSeq and is a predicted model, not a curated record. Bases 1 to 4614 code for a protein of 1537 amino acids. Lineage: Eukaryota; Apicomplexa; Aconoidasida; Haemosporida; Plasmodiidae.